AUGGCAGGUUCUCCAAACUCCAACCUCCACGCCUUUAACCUGGCCGUGCAGACUCUCCUCAAACAACCAGCCCAGUUCCUCCCACACCUCACCAUCCCAACCUUCACGCACCUCCCCGAAGAACUCGGUCCACACCUAGUCAACAACCUCAACCUAAGUCGAAAUGGAACACAACCGGAGAAGACCCCCCGACCACCAACAAUCCGCGCUCUAGUCCUAGACAAAGACAACACCCUCUGCGCCCCCAAAACAACAACCUUCCCACCCCAAAUCCUGACAAAACUCCAAUCCCUCCGCACAUCCCCAAUAUCCCCUUUCCACCAAUCCACAAACCCGUACUCAAUCCUAAUCGUCUCCAACCGCGCCGGCAGUCAUCCAUCCUUCGAGCAAGAGGUCCAUGAGCUCGAAUCUCAGCUCGCGCAUCUACAAAUCCCGGUAUUCAGACUUCCGGCGGGAACAGAGAAGAAGCCGUUUUGUGGGGAUGAGGUGCUACGGUGGUUUAAAGAGAGGGAGGUUGUGAAGAGCCCGGAUGAAAUUGCUGUGGUAGGGGAUCGGCUGGGGACGGAUGUGCUUAUGGCAGGGUUGAUGGGGUCUUGGAGUGUUUGGUGUAAGGAGGGUGCUUUUGAGGCUGGGGAGGUUGGGAAACCCGCAAGGAACAUCUUGGAGAAGAUGGAGGUUUGGAUUGAGAGGUAUCUUAGGGAGACGAAAGGGAUGAGGGCGCCGAUGCCGAGGGGCUGGAAGGAGUAG
Messenger RNA from Penicillium cinerascens, 747 nucleotides. Its product is annotated as phosphatidylglycerophosphatase. NCBI's taxonomy places the organism in Eukaryota, Fungi, Ascomycota, Eurotiomycetes, Eurotiales, Aspergillaceae. Gene Ontology annotation, molecular function: phosphatidylglycerophosphatase activity. The transcript has a single exon. The record is from RefSeq and is a predicted model, not a curated record. The coding region runs from base 1 to 747 and encodes 248 amino acids.